CGCCCGGGCGGCGGAGGCCGCGGCGCGGCAGGAAGGAGCCGUCGCCGCCGCUCGGUGCUUCCCUGGGAGGUAGGAGACAGCCGCGUCCCUCCGCCCCGGGGGGCCGGCAGGCCGGCGCCGGCCGCCCCGCGCCUCGGCAGGCCCCGCGGCCGGCCCCGCUGCUGCGUAAAGUUUUCCUCCGUCUCGUCGCUGCCGACCCCGUCAGGAGCCGCGGGCCGAACCAGCGGGAGCGCCCGUGCCUCCCCUCACCGCCGGGCCGGGCCGGGCCGGGCCGGGCUGCCCCCGGGGGCUGGUCCCGCGGCGGCUUUGGGAGCUGCAGCUGUCCCCGGUGACACACGUACCCGGGAGUGCCGGCCGGCCGAGAAGGAAUUUAAAAGUUCUUUCAGGAAUACGGAACACUUUAUAUUCAGGAAUACAAGGAAAACAGCAAAGUGGAGUCAAGUACAUGCAGCAGCUUCAUGGGCUUGAAGGAUCAUCUGGGGCAUGAUUUAGGCCACCUUUAUGUGGGGAGCACUGGCACACAAAUAAAUGCGGUUGUACCUUGGUCAAUGGCGGAGAAGCCAACGAUGGAUAAGGUUAAUUCUAGGAAAGAAGAUGCAGACAAAGAGGCAUCAGAAGAGACUUCUGGAAGCUCCAGCUGUGACUCUGAAGAAAGCACAAAUUCUGAUAAUGAUUCAGAGAGACUGAAUAAUUCUGCAUCAGAAUCACAUUUAUUGCCUAAGACUCACCGACAGCUGUGCCGAUCUCCUUGCUUAGAGCCUCAUAUACUAAAAAGAAAUGAAAUCUUGCAAGACUUUAGCAUAGAAGAGGCUCAGAUAGUACCUAAGGAAGUAAAAAAGCCCCCUGAUGUGGUGAAAGAAUAUCAAACCAAACUGGAGUUUGCACUUAAGUUGGGUUACUCUGAAGAGCAGGUUCAACUUGUACUAAAUAAACUUGGUACUGAUGCUUUAAUAAAUGAUAUUUUGGGAGAACUUGUCAAACUUGGGAAUAAAACUGAGACUGAACAGACUGUAACUAAUGCUAACACUAGUGUAAUGCGCGAAGCAUCGUCCAUAGAGUCUCAGAGGUCAGAGUCUCCACUGCAGGAGGAAGUGACAGAGGAUGGUGACAACCUGAGGCCAAUAGUUAUUGAUGGCAGCAAUGUUGCAAUGAGCCACGGGAACAAAGAAGUAUUUUCUUGUCGAGGAAUCAAAUUGGCGGUGGACUGGUUUUUGGAAAGAGGCCACAAGGAUGUGACCGUGUUUGUGCCAGCAUGGAGGAAAGAACAGUCGAGACCUGAUGCUCUCAUCACAGAUCAAGAAAUCUUACGUAAAUUAGAAAAGGAGAAGAUUCUUGUGUUCACGCCAUCCCGCCGAGUGCAAGGGAGAAGGGUGGUGUGCUACGAUGACCGAUUUAUAGUGAAGUUGGCUUUUGAGUCAGAUGGCAUAAUUGUUUCUAAUGAUAACUACAGGGAUCUAGCUAAUGAAAAGCCUGAAUGGAAGAAGUUCAUAGAUGAGCGCUUGCUGAUGUAUUCAUUUGUUAAUGACAAAUUUAUGCCUCCUGAUGAUCCUCUUGGCCGCCAUGGUCCAAGUCUGGACAAUUUUCUUAGGAAGAAGCCUAUUGUGCCAGAACAUAAGAAGCAACCAUGUCCCUAUGGGAAGAAAUGUACCUAUGGACACAAAUGCAAAUACUAUCAUCCAGAAAGAGGAAAUCAGCCUCAGCGAUCUGUAGCUGAUGAACUUCGUGCCAUGUCUAGAAGCACAGCUGCCAAAACUACUAGUGAAGGAGGACUGGUAAAAAGCAAUAGUGUUCCCUGCAGCACUAAAAACGAUGGCACUUCUGAGCUGAAGCGCGCUGCUCCAAAGAGGCAAUCGGAUCCUAGUAUAAGGACUCAAGUCUAUCAAGACUUGGAGGAAAAGCUUCCCACCAAAAACAAGUUGGAAACCAGGUCUGUACCUUCUUUAGUUAGUAUACCAAGUUCCUCUGCUGCCAAACCCCAAAGUACUGCACCUUUAACUAAUGGCCUUCCAUCCGGAGUUCACUUCCCACCUCAGGAUCAAAGACCACAGGGACAGUAUCCUGCAGUGAUGAUGACAACCAAAAAUCACGGAACACCAAUGCCUUAUGACCAGUACCCAAAAUGUGAGUCUCCUGUGGAUGUAGGGUAUUACUCUAUGCUGAGUGCAUAUUCAAAUCUAAGUGUAUCUGGUCCACGUAGUCCUGAAAGGCGCUUCUCCUUGGACACAGAUUAUAGGAUUAGCUCGGUAGCUUCUGACUGCAGCAGUGAAGGGAGUGUCAGCUGUGGCAGUAGUGAUUCCUAUGUGGGUUACAGUGAUCGCUCCUACAUGAGUUCACCUGACCCACAGCUAGAGGAGAACUUGAAGUGCCAACAUAUGCACCCCCACGGCCGCCUUAACACCCAGCCCUUCCUACAGAGCUACCACGAGCCUCUCACACGAGUGCAAAGCUAUAGUCAUGAAGAACCAAAGCAUCACCACAAACCUCCAGUUCCAUACAUGGCUGUGCAUCUGCAACAUCCAGCAGUCGGUGCUCGUUCCAGCUGUCCAAACGACUACUCUGCAUCUCAGAGUUCGUCGCAUGCAAAGACCAUGCACCUGGGGAGAGCCCUCGUGUCCACGAGAAUAGACAGCGUUUCAGACUCACGUUUAUAUGAAAAUUCUCCAUUAAGACACAGAAAGCCUUAUUCUGGCCAAGAUGGGCUUGGAAGCUGGGAUAGGCAGAGUUACGGGAUGGAUGCCUAUAGCUACCGCCAGACCUACUCCCUGCCGAGUAACCCCACACAGCCGUGCUACGAGCAGUUUGCCUUCCAAAGCUUGCCUGAACAGCAGGACCAGACCUGGCGUGUUCCUUACUGCGGAAUCCCUCAAGACCCUCCACGGCACCAAGACACCCGGGAGAAGGUUUACAUAAAUCUCUGCAACAUCUUCCCCCCUGAUCUGGUCAGGAUGGUUAUGAAGAAGAACCCUCACGUGACGGACGCUCAGCAGCUCGCUGCGGCCAUCUUAGUGGAGAAAUCUCAGCUAGGUUAUUGAGAGAUGAUGCAUCUUUGUGGUGUCCAGUAGUUUUCAGCUCAGCUCUGAUGCUGAGGGAGGUUUGCUACAAUAGCAUUUGGGAUCUCCUUCUCAGCAAGGAGGUUAUAUAGUAAUCCGUUUAUGUGAAAUACUGUAUCAUGGAGUCUGUAUGUAUAGCCCCAUGCAUCAGAAGUACCAGAUAGGUUUUGUGUUCUAGUUUGAAAUUUUUUUAAUGGCUAUUUUCACAGCUGGAGAAUGUUCCAGUUUAAAUUAAUAUAUAUAUAUAUAUAUAUAUAUGUAUCUUUAAAAAAUAAUCUGUGGUCUCUGGUUAUAACAUUUGGUGCAUCAGGGGUUUAUAUGCAGCACUUUCUAUCCUUGUUACAUGUUGUUGGGAUUUUUGUUUUCAUUUUUUUAACUUGCUGGAUGUUUGUCCUCAGGCUGUGUGGUAUUAAAACAACCUGCAAAAAGAGGAUUUUACUUCUUCUGGCAGGCAAUUCUCAAGCCAAGUUUUUGAACUUUUUACAACACCAUAAGCAUGUAUGUUUGGUUUGUUGGUUUUGUGAGCUUUUUUGUGCUAUAACCAUCUAUUUAUAGGAAACAAAGAUUUAAUACAGCACUGACUUCAUUUUUUAAACAAAUAAAGUUACCAGUUAACGGUGAAAUGGGUAACAAUAUAUUAGUAAUUUAUAGUAUGGCACUUUUCAUUACUUUCUUUGUUGUGUUUAAAUAGUUACAUGUUUUGUUGAUGCAGUUGAUUAGUAAGAUCAGAUGCAAUCAGAGGAAGAAAAAAUAUCUCUUAUUUUUAAAUUAAUUUAUGGAUAAGGUAGAAGCCUUAUUGCCUGAUUUUCAAAGGUGCUGAGAGUUUGCAGUCCCCUUUGAACCUAAGAGAAGCUGCAAAUGUUCAGAACCUCCCCAAACCAGGCCACGCUGUUUCAGUUCCCAUGCAGUUACUAGCUCUGUGUAUUUCUGGUCAGUAGAAGGGGGCCCAAAAUCGUAGGGUCUUGUUUAGUUGUUUUAUCUGUUUGUCUUUGUAUUGCUGCACAAGUGUACUGGAUAAAAUAAGCUUUUCAUAAAAUAUUUACCCAUUUUUAAAUGAAUUUAAUUAUCUCAAUGCAAGUUUUGUAUUUAAGGUAGUGUUUGAUUUUUCUUGCUAUUUAUCAAGGCUGGCCUGAAAAGGUUGUGUGUGUUGAGGAUAUGCAACAUUUAUUAACUGCACUAUGGUAAUGAUAUUGUAGCUCAAAAUAAUAACUUAAACUUUUUUUUUUUUUUCUGUUUCAUUUGGGGAGGGGAGUAUUGUGGGGAGAGAAAAUACUGUACGUGUUCCUGAAGUUAGUUUUUGGCCUGUUGUAUUGUGUAGGCCUGAUUCUUGCUACAAAUAGCCUAGUUUUAGAAACAGACACAGCACGUCUGUUUUAGUAUUAGUAAGGGAUAUUUCUGGUUUUAAGUCAUGGGUUUUACUAGCACCUCAUAAGCUUUUCUAUAUACAUAUAUAUAUAUAUAUUAAAAAAUAGAAAUAGAUUUUGCAAUUGAUGUCAGAUGUACUUAGGUGACAUAGUCAGUUGCCAACAGUUUUAGGUUUCCAUCCAUUGUAACGAUGUUCAGUGUUAAAAAGUCACUAGUUUACACUGUUACUGCUGAUAAUUUUCAUACACUUGCUGGAAUUUAAAGUAAGGCCCUAAAGAACCAGAAAGUACCUUUUACUGUUGAUACAAAUUGUAUCUUUUUAACUGAGAACUAUUUUGAUUUGUAGAUUUAGUAGAAACACAAAUGUAUAAUUAUAACUAGUCUUUUGGGCAACAUUUUAUCCCUUAUUUAAAAAGUAGAGAUUUCAGACGUAGAGUAGACUUAGGCAAGUAAAAGUAGGUAUUUAUUUAGGUGUCUGUCUCAAUUUCACAGAUUAAAAAGAAAAAAAAGUAAACUAUUGGCAUCUUCUUCCUUCUAAAAUCUUUGUAGUGGGAGCUCACUAAAAUAAAGGUAAAAUGCUGCCUGAAAAUGAUGUCCAAGCACCUUUGAAUACGAAGACGUUUGCACUACUUGUGCGACACCGUGUGUUGCAGCGAGUAGGGUUUGGGUAUAACAGUAAAUGCUUCUAAAGAGCAUUGUGCUUAUAGACAUAUCCAAUAAUCUGAACCAUGUUCAGCAAACCCAGUCAGGACGUUGUGCUCGUGCGGCUCCCGCUGCGGACGUGCCGCGGGCUCUGCCGGCGCCGUCCCCGCCGCGGUGCCAAAGGGGCUCCACGCCAUCUGUCCUGCCUUGGCUGUUCAGGGAGAGGACCACUUCCCUUGUGGCAACAGUUUUUCCCUGGAUUUGGUUGGUCGCCAUCCGUAGAGCAUGUUUUAAUGUAGAAAUCAAUGCAGCGCUGAUGCUGAGGUUUGGACUGGCAAAUGGGUCUCAUCUUAGUUGUACACUAAGAUUUUUUUAAAUUGAAUUACACUUAAGUACUACACCAUAGUGUAGAUGCAGCUGUUUUAAUAAUGCAGUUAUUAUAUUUGUGUUUUUAAUGGGUUUCUACAUUUAUUUUUUAUGUAGGAAUUUACUUCUGCCAAAAGUUGAAUUCCUUUAAGCAUGAACAGAAAGCUGUGUUUGUUACAGAGAUGUUUCGUCUUGUUCCCUGUCACACGAGCAUCAGAAUGCUUCCCACUACCUACAUGUAGCAGUCUGGCCUGGAGUGUUGGACCAGCAGGCAUAGCCGUGUUGUUAAAAUGGUGCAGGGAGACAGAUGGGUCUGUGUUGCUGCAGCACCCAGGCCUGGGCUGUUGCUGUUGAUUGUCUCCACAUACGCUUCAUGCAGUAUUGAAUCCCUGGAAGCAUGUUGACCACUGGAGAACUAUUGUAAGAGGUUCUGAGCUUUGUACUCAAGCACUGAAAAUGCUUUAAAAGUAUGAGAACAGGAGUAAUUUGGUGGCUAUAAUGUUGUGCAAUGAUGUGCUAGUUCCCUUAGACGCCCUUAUGUUGGGUAAAGUGAGGUACUGUGGACAAAAUACUGGCCUUGAUAUUUUCUUUUAUUUUUGCUGUGAUAAUAGAAUGCAGAGUUGCAUGUGACCUCCUCCAAAACAGAGAGGUCAGUGUGUAUCUUUAACAGCCUGUGGAGAGGAUACCAGUAAUAAACAUGAAAGCAGUGGUACUGGUCAAAUACUGGGUUUGUCAAGUGAUGCAAAUAACUGAACCGUAACAUCCCAUGUUCCUUAAACUGCAAAAGGUAGUUCAGUGAUGCUGUCUUUGCCCCAGUUGAGUACUAGAAUAGCAGUGAAGGAUAAAUACCUUCAAGUUAAUCUGUCCCACCACUGAGAAGAGGACAACACUUUCCUUGUCUUCAGUACUUGAGAGUUGUUUUGAUACUUAGCAGGAACUCUGUAUUUUUAGAUACAGUCCCAAGCUAUUACAGCUACACCUGUAAUGGUAUAUAGAUAGGCAGUAUUUUGAAUGCACAUUUACAUUAGACAUCUGCCCACAACUGUUUUGUAUAGAACAAUGUGUUGCCAGUAUUUAGAGUUUUUAAAUAUGUCCCAUGGAUACUUAACUUGGCGCUAAACAUGCCCAGACUAUGACAGUAUUAAUUGCUUUGUUGUCUUCUUUUAUGUUUGUGUGUAUAUCUACACACACACACACACACACACACACGCACUUGGCAAGUGGGUUUAAGACUUCUGCUAGCAGCCAGAGGUAAGCUUGUAUGUUUCCAGGUGUCCUGUUUUUUAUUUGUAUGUUUGAAUUGUAGCUCAGUCCUUGUCUGCAGAGUAGCUCUGGGGAGAGCCAAAAGCCUGAUGUGUUCCUCUGGCACCCCAAAAAGGAGUCGUGCCAGUCUGGUGAAACCCUUGGAGGGGACUUUUGCAGCCUUGGAGUACAUGGACUGUUGUUGAGCUGUUGAGCAUCUUCUGCUGUGAAAGUUGUAGCUAAUGGUGAACACUUUUCAAAGAACAUCAGAGCUGUGGGUACCUCACUUGGCUCAGAGGGGGUGCUGGCCCCAGCGAGGUGGGCACCAGAGGACUGAACGCCCUGGGUGAGACACCGCAGCCCCGCGCCGCAGGAAGAGGCCACUGAAACACUGGUCAGUUUUAUCAGCUGAUGGUUUGACCAAGGUAUUUUCAAUGUGUAAAGCUUGAAAAAUGAGACACAUAAUGCUUUCAUACUGUCCGGAGCAUUUAGAGAAAUACCCAACUGACUUUGCAUUGCUACUGAAAUUUUAAAAUACUGUGCAAUCGAAGAGACCAUUUUUUAAAAUUAUGUAGAAAUUAUUUAUUUUGAUUUACAGUGUGACUCUUGCUAAUUUAUUCCUUGCAUUAUAAAGCUGUGGUGGAGUACUGUUUAUAUUUUUUAUUUAUCAUAGGAACUAAAACUGCCGAGAUGCAAAAACAAUAGAUUUAAACUUUAAACAAAAUUCUUAUCACCUUGUUUUCAUUUUUAUAAAAGGGCUGAGGUUUUAUAAAUGUCAAAUCAUGUGGUUAUAUACUUUGUGAAUUUUAGAGAAGCAUAGUUUAAUUUUGUUGAAAUUAAAUAUGUAUGUGCACAUUGUUUAGAUUAACCUAUAACUAAUCCUAAAAUCAUCUGUGUGAAGCGUUUGUUCCAGCUAACCUUUUGCUAGGGAACGUGAGACAUGUUCAGACUUCGUCUUUAGCUGUACUAGAAUGCUUUUCAUCUAUCUUAAGGUUUCAUCAGAAACUGAUGAUCUAGUCACCUUCUCACAGGUGAGAUGUCUUAUUGGCACCUGAGUCACAUGACUUGGCGCUGGGUUUUCCUUGCAGAGCAUCACAAGGGAAGUCACCCUUGUGUACCUGUAAAUAUGCAGGAGGUGUUUAUACAGGCACUGUCAAAUGCAGCGUGGUGUUCAUAGUUACAAGGAUGCUUUAAGUAAUUUUCCAGCUUCCAUUUUCAUGUCUCAAAGGGUCGUCAUAACUUGUGCUUGAAAUGUUUAUUACUGUCGACUUUUUGACGUUAAUGACUGCAAGAGUUCUCGUCGCCUCUCUUCACUCUCUUGCACACUUACACAUGAGCCCAGCAUGAACACACGAACAUACCGGGGAUGAUUUUAGUGGCGUUAGAGAAGACCUGAGUAAAACUGGUGUGGGAGCAAGUGCAGGAGGGCUGGGGGCCUUGAGAAGCACACCUGGAGCACAGCUGGCAAACUGCCUGCUCCCAGCAAGAGGUGGGAUCUCACUGGUGCAGGUCGUUUGGCCAGGACUGCACUUGGUGGUUGUUGGGAACACCUAAAACUAAAUCUAUUUAGACAUUUAAGCACAUCCAUUUUCAGUGUUUCAAAGGUGUAACAAUCUGUUCUUCAUCUCCUAAAACAAAACCUCUCCUCUUUUUGUAAGCCAGCUUUUUCUUUUGGUCUCAGAUGAAGUCUAAUUUACCAACUCAGGUUGGCUGGUUGGUUACUUUUUAUUUGUCUGAAUGACGUUCUGAAUUAAGAUUAUAUUUAAAAACUGUUUUAGCAGCAUUUUACAAUCCUGCAAGGAAACAGAAAUGCAAAUACAGCAGCAAUAAUUGCAUUUUGUAGUUCUUUUUGCCCUCAUUUUCUCUGUACUUAUGUUGAGUAAGUGAGAUUUUGAUGUCCUGAAGUCUGCUCUGGCAAAAAAAAAAAAAAAAAAAAAAAAUUAGUUAAAAAUGUUUGGACUACCUGAUAAAGCAGUUGUCAAACUGGGUCUUCAUUCCUUCACAGGUUGUUCUGUAUUCUUUCUGUGAUGUGACUAUUCACAUCUUAAAACCACCUUCUAAACCAUACAAAAAAACAUGUACGUUGGAUUCUGCUUUUAGAGAAAAAAAAAAAUAAAGAUUCAUUUUCCUCA
This is a messenger RNA of Apus apus (common swift), 8797 nucleotides long. RefSeq names its product zinc finger CCCH-type containing 12C (gene ZC3H12C). The record is from RefSeq and is a predicted model, not a curated record. The coding region runs from base 459 to 3032 and encodes 857 amino acids. Gene Ontology annotation, molecular function: metal ion binding; mRNA binding; RNA endonuclease activity. The transcript is spliced from 6 exons. Gene Ontology annotation, cellular component: cytoplasmic ribonucleoprotein granule; nucleus. NCBI's taxonomy places the organism in Eukaryota, Metazoa, Chordata, Aves, Apodiformes, Apodidae.